This is a messenger RNA of Lytechinus variegatus (green sea urchin), 1528 nucleotides long. Its product is annotated as galactose-3-O-sulfotransferase 2-like. NCBI's taxonomy places the organism in Eukaryota, Metazoa, Echinodermata, Echinoidea, Temnopleuroida, Toxopneustidae. The coding region runs from base 30 to 1382 and encodes 450 amino acids. Gene Ontology annotation, cellular component: membrane. Gene Ontology annotation, biological process: glycolipid biosynthetic process. The transcript has 3 exons. The record is from RefSeq and is a predicted model, not a curated record. Gene Ontology annotation, molecular function: galactosylceramide sulfotransferase activity.
UUCUGCGAGAAACUUCGAAGAAAAGGAAGAUGGUAGUUAACAAUGAUAUCCCGGUGUUGCAGCGAUGUUCAGCAUGGACAUGUGCACGUGUCGGGGGAAAUCGGGUGGACCUAGGAAGUCUUCCAACUUUCAAGAAAUUUAUGACUGCUCUCACGAUAGUGAUACCAACGACCCUCUUCCUCAUCACCCGUGUUGCACUGGACCCAAGCACUUCCAUGACAUCAUCAUCAGAGCAAGACCAGUUACGGAUUCAUGAUCAUACACGCAGUUAUCACAACUGUGGCAUCAUAUGCCAACUGUUUGAUUAUUCGCAACCAAUGUGGAAAUUGCCUGAUCCAGCGGUAAAGCUCUGCAAGCCUUCAUCUUCUCUGGUUUUUGUCAAGACCCAUAAAACCGGAAGUACUACCUUGACGAAGAUUGUCAAUCGAUACGGACUGGCGCGGAACUUAUCGUUUCUGAUCUACUCCAAAGACCCUCUAAGAGGACAUUUCCGUCAGGCUGCUCCGACCAAACCGUCAGAUAUACUUCCCCCAAUCGGCGUCGAGCCUGGGGACUUUGAUCACUAUUCGAACUACGACAUGGCUGCGGUUCAUAUCCGACUGUUUCCAAAUCUCAAGUUCUUCACCCGUUUCAUGAAUCCGAAAACCCGGUACAUCACAGUACUCCGCAAUCCGGUUGACCAGUGGGAAUCUGCCUUUGUCUUUUUUAUUUGCCAUACCAGAAUGAAAUUGAAAGGUCUUGACGUUGAACAAAGCAUAACCACCUUCUUGAAGAAACCGUCAUAUUAUUGGAAAAAAUUUCCCGGUCAGUGUAAGCUAUUCUCGAAGAAUGGAAUGUCCUUUGACCUGCUGUCAAAAAAUUCCUUGCAUAACCUAGAUAACAAAUCGGUUGAAAGCGCGGUAGCAUUCCUUGACGAAAAGCUGGACCUUGUCCUAAUUUCGGACUACAUGGACGAAUCGCUUAUACUUCUCAAACACCUAAUGUGCUGGGACUUCGAGGAUAUACUAUACGUAAGUGCAAACCGACGAUCUUCCAGAACGAAAAUGAACGAGUCCCAGAAGGCCAAAAUAAGGCAAUGGAACCCAAUUGAUACCAUCCUUUAUGAACAUUUUAAUCGCACACUUUGGAAGAAGAUCGCCGCGAUCGGGCCAAGGUUUUGGAAGGACCUAGACUACUUUCGUCAACUGAAACAAGACUUUUUUACGAUGUGUGGUUUCGAGGUAAACGCAACCAAAGGGUUUAAAAUUCAAACGACAGCAAGGAAUUCGUCGAUAGCUUGCAGGUCCGUGCUACAACCGGAUUUUAAGGAGAUAAUAAGACGUCAAAACGUAAGCCAAAGUAAAAGUCCAUUGAGUCAAAACAAGAUUUCGAGAACAUGGUGAAAUCGAUUGACCUAAAUGUCGGCUAGUAACACAAAGCCAGAUCAUCAGAAUUCCUCACUGCCAAAUAAAGAUCAGGCCCCGUCUUACAAAGAGUUGCAACUGAUCCGAUCAAUCGCAACUAUGGAAAGCCAGCAACGCCAAUAUCU